This is a messenger RNA of Tricharina praecox, 1258 nucleotides long. RefSeq lists its product as uncharacterized. Gene Ontology annotation, molecular function: RNA binding. NCBI's taxonomy places the organism in Eukaryota, Fungi, Ascomycota, Pezizomycetes, Pezizales, Pyronemataceae. The record is from RefSeq and is a predicted model, not a curated record. The coding region runs from base 117 to 1133 and encodes 338 amino acids. The transcript is spliced from 5 exons. Gene Ontology annotation, cellular component: cytoplasm; nucleus.
CCAAACUACAACCACACCCCCCUCCCCUCCGACCUCAUCCGUCCUCCACCUCCCAUCUACCAUCCCCCCCACCCACAUAUCGAAAAAGUUCAGUGACUAGGAGAGAGCAGGCAAACAUGUCUGUCUCUGUGGCGUCCAAGAAUCCCUACGAUGCUCUCGGCAACGACCUCCCUGAGGACGAGCUGCCCAGCAAGGCCCCCAGGCAGGUAGUCAAGAAUGUGACGACCUCCAAGAAGCGGGACGAGAAGCCUGCUCCUGAGGCCGCUGCCGCCCCCGCUGGUGGUAACGCCCGUGGUGGUCGUCGUGGUGGUCGUGGAGGCUUCACCGGCAACGAUGCGGCUUUCCGUGACAGCGAUGCUGGUCGCGAUAGAAACCGUACCAAGACCGCUGACGGCGCCGCUGACGCUUUCAACUCCCGCGGUGGUGCCCCACGUCGUGGUGGUGCCCGCCGUGGCCGUGAAUUCGACCGUCACAGUGGAACUGGAAGGGACGAGCACGAGAAGCAGGCUGAGCACGGCUGGGGCGCCAACAAGGGUGAGAGCGAAUGGAACGACGAGCUCGCCGGACAGGAGCUCGCCCAGAAGGACGCCGCCGGUGCCGACCCCGCCGACCCUAACGCCGUCACCGCCGAUGCCGAUGCCGAGGCUGCCGCCGCCGCCGAGGAGGAGGAGAAGACAAAGACCUACGACGAGUACCUUGCCGAGCUCGCCGCGCGCCAGGCCAACCUCGGCCCCCCCGCCGCCGUUCGCCGCCCGAACGAGGGAACCCGCGAGGACAAGAAGUGGGCCACCGCCAAGCCCCUCGAGAAGGAGGCUGGAGAGGACUACUUCGCCGGAGACGCCAAGGACAAGACCCGCACGAGGGAACGCAAGACCAAGAACCUCCUCGACAUCGAGCCCCGAUUCGUCGAACCUAAUCAGCAGCGCCGUGGCGGAGGAGGAGAGCGUGGACGUGGCGGACGUGGACGGGGUGACCGAGGCCGUGGCGACGGUGCCCCACGAGGCAACCGUGGCGACCGUGGUGGCGACCGCAACGACCGCGGCCCUCCCCGCAAUGCCUACCAGGGUGGCAGGCCCGCCGGCGGCAACGUCAACGUCCAGGACGAGUCCGCAUUCCCUGCCCUCGGUGCCUAGAGGGGAACCGGCCCAACCGCCCCCCUACCCACUUCUCGAUACAAGAAAACAGACUUCAGCAGAGAGUGUUUUUUGCUAAACAGGACCAUCAUUACAUUCUUUUUGCUGUUGUCACUUUCUUGUUC